AUGAGUCAAGGAUACGAUGGUUACGAUGACAUGGACGAUCAGAAUCCGAUCUCUCCAGCCGCAAGUCAAAAUGGAAAAAGUGGGCCCGGUUUUGUAGGAAUCAAAUUCUGUCCAGAGUGUAAUAAUAUGCUCUAUCCUCGCGAAGACAAAGAAUCUCGAGUUUUAAUGUAUUCAUGCCGAAACUGUGAACACCGUGAAGUCGCUGCGAAUCCAUGUAUCUAUGUGAACAAGCUCGUUCAUGAGAUUGACGAGCUCACUCAAAUCGUCGCUGAUAUUAUUCACGAUCCGACUCUGCCAAAAACCGAAGAGCAUCCAUGUUCGAAGUGCGGAAAGCGAAAAGCUGUAUUCUUCCAAGCUCAAACCAAGAAAGCAGAGGAGGAAAUGAGACUGUACUACGUGUGUGCUUACUGCCAACACAGAUGGACAGAGUAA
Molecule: messenger RNA, 432 nt
Organism: Caenorhabditis remanei
Lineage: Eukaryota; Metazoa; Nematoda; Chromadorea; Rhabditida; Rhabditidae
Exons: 3
Coding region: 1-432 (143 amino acids)
Biological process (GO): maintenance of transcriptional fidelity during transcription elongation by RNA polymerase II; DNA-templated transcription; transcription-coupled nucleotide-excision repair
Cellular component (GO): RNA polymerase II, core complex
Molecular function (GO): DNA-directed RNA polymerase activity; nucleic acid binding; zinc ion binding
Source: RefSeq, a predicted model, not a curated record